AUGCAUCCUUCAAAGAAGAUUUUUUUUCCGGAAGAUGUUUUGCACGAGCUCCUUGGAGAUGGCGACAGUGACGACGAGAAUGUCUUUGAGGACGGAAUCAGCGAUGACUCUUCUUCAGAUGAGGAAGAAUCCAUUCUAGUUCGACGGGAUUCUGAUGAUGAUAAUGAUUCAGAUAUUGACUGGCAUCCAGAAACCUCUGAACCACCUAAAAAACAACCCUGCCGGUCAAGAUCUCCUUCAUCUCCAGGAGCUUCCAACAGUGGCAGAGGCAGAGGAAGAGGCAGAGGAAGAGGCAGAGGCAGAGGAAGAGGGAGUACAGGAAGAAGACCAAUCACUCCCUCCCAUGAUGUUUCUCCUGGUGCUUCUACAGAGAGAUGGUGUAACAUAGAUGAGGAGGAUGUUUAUCAAAAACAACCUGUCUUUAGACCUGCAAGAACUCCAGGACCACAGCUGAUAUCCACAGCUUCAUAUAGCCCACUGCAGUUGUUUCAGCUGUUCCUGACAGACUCCAUGCUUCAGACAGUGGUGGACAAUACAAAUGAUUAUGGAACUAAACGUCAAGAGGGCAAGAAGCCAUGGAGGAAAAUAUCUUUGACUGACUUAUUCUCAUUUCUAGCUGUUAUUUUGUACAUGGGUCUCAGAAAAGCAUCUUCACAGAAAGAUUUUUGGAAAAGAACUAAAAACCACAGUCAAGAGUAUCCACGCAAAAUAAUGUCAUGCAAUAAAUUUCUAAAAAUUGCCACUACACUGCAUCUUAGCAAUCCCAAGACUGAUGCAGAGAACGAUUCAAAGAGAGGAACGCCAGCCUAUGACCGCCUCUGCAAACUCAAGCCAUUAUAUCAGGACCUGAGGACUGCAUGUAAAACAUACCUCCAACCUUACCAGAACAUUGCGAUUGAUGAGAGGAUGGUGUCAUCAAAGGCAAGAAAUGGACUAAAACAGUACAUGAAGGACAAGCCAACCAAAUGGGGUUACAAGCUAUUUGUGCUGGCAGACUCUUUGUGUGCUUACACCUGGGACUUCUUCAUAUAUGAGGGGAAAAAACCUGCAUCACAGUGCACGCAGAGCAAAGGGCUUAGUUACGAGUCUGUAAUGGCCCUUGUGGAUGUAAAGCUGUUGGGAGGUGGCUACAAACUGUUUGUGGACAACUUUUACACAAGUCCAGCACUAUUUAGAGACCUCUUCCAAAAGAACAUCUGGGCCUGUGGAACUGUGCGGUCUAACAGAGUGGGAUACCCAAAGACUUGUGAAAAUAAGCUGCCCAGAAAUUCUCCACGUGGCACUCAAAGAUGGAUAAGGAAUGACAUCUUGGUGUUUGUUGAGUGGAAGGACACACGGGAAGUACAGAUGUGCUCCGCCAUACACAGAGGUACUAGUGGGGGCACUGUGCGGAGGAGGGUGAAGGCUGCUGAUGGCCAAUGGAGCAGACUGGAUGUUCCAGUUCCAGAUGCAGUAGCAGACUACAACAGAUACAUGGGUGGCGUGGACGUAUCUGAUGCAUUAGUCGGCUAUUACACAGUCUCGCAGAAGACCAGAAGGUGGUACCGGACAUUUUUUUAUCACUUUGUGGAUUUGGCUGUUGUGAACGCCUUCAUCAUUCACUGUCAGAUGGCCCUGAUGAAACAUCAAAAGCCAAUGACACAGAAGAUCUUUCGAGAGACUCUAUUUAUGGAACUGGUUGACUUGGUGUCUCAGGAUGAAAAUGUUCCUCCACCUGCACCUGCACCUUCAAAUGGUUUGCACUUGGCAAAGUACAUUACUCCAGACAGCACAAAAGGAAGACGUAAGUGCAGACUAUGCAAACAAAAGACUCCCGUUAUGUGUUCAGCAUGUGGGGUGGGACUGUGCUUUCAGCCAAAACGCUCCUGUUACAAUGACUGGCAUGACCAGGGGAAACACGUGUAAUCUGUUGAUUAACAUUGUGUUUAAAUUGUAAAUA
This is a messenger RNA of Paramisgurnus dabryanus, 1939 nucleotides long. NCBI's taxonomy places the organism in Eukaryota, Metazoa, Chordata, Actinopteri, Cypriniformes, Cobitidae. The record is from RefSeq and is a predicted model, not a curated record.